Molecule: messenger RNA, 2305 nt
Organism: Theobroma umbraticum
Lineage: Eukaryota; Viridiplantae; Streptophyta; Magnoliopsida; Malvales; Malvaceae
Product: Transmembrane Fragile-X-F-associated protein
Source: RefSeq, a predicted model, not a curated record
AGAAGAAGAAGAAGAAGAUGAGUUGGAGGAGAGUGUUGAAGUCGGUGCAGGCUUUGGUAGCGCAUAGCCUUCUUUUCUGUUUCACGCUUUUGCUUCUGCUUAAGCUUGAUCAUGUCGUUUCUUACUCUUGGUGUUGCUCAAACUGCUUCCAAAAUCAGAAAGGAGAGUGAAGUUUACGAAUUCUGGAAUGUCAAACAACUAAUCAUCCAAGCAAAGGAGAAAAGCAGCUGUUCUUCCUCUCAUGUUUUCUAUGUAGAGAAAUAGAUUAUAAGAAAUUCAGUAUUGUAUCCAUUCCAUCCAAAUUCAAUCAUGUAAACUUCAUAAGUUGUUUAUUCAAGCUUUUUAAUUUUAGCUGUUGAAAACUGAUUUGACAUUCAGUACUAUCGGGUUUUCUUCCAACUUAUUAACAUAUUUGGGAAUUUCAUGGCUCAAGAGGGUACCUUUGUUGUGAUUGGACAAUAGAGAAAGAAAUCUAGGGAUAUGGGGGUGCCAGGGAUAUGAUGUGGGUGAUGGCGAGAUGGAUUAGUGAGUUUUUGCUCUGAUGGAGUGGAUAUCAGAUACAAGGAGGGUUCAGUUGUGGGAGCUAGUUUGACUUGACCACAACUGUGCAUGUAGAUGAUGAGGACUUGGAGGCUGGGGGUGUUGGAGAUGCUAGGUGAUUUUUUUCCAUUCAAAGAAGAGCUUGAAGAAGAUAAUAUUUUUUCCACUUUGGAUGUUUCAUGGAGUUGCUGCGCGUGGAAGAUUUUCAUUACCUGCUCCUUCAGUCCCCCAUAAUCGUCAGUGGGCACCAUGUCAUGCCAUUGUUGCGACACCACUACUUAUAGCAUUUGAGCUGCUUCUUUGUAUAUAUCUUGAGAGUGUAAAUGUUCACGGUUUUCCUGCUGUAAACUUGAAGAUUGUCUUUCUUCCAUUGUUGGCGUUUGAAAUAAUUAUUUUAAUUGACAAUUUCAGAAUGUGCAGGGCUCUGAUGCCAGGAGAUGAUGAAAGCAUUAGUGAUGAAGCAAUAUGGGAGACACUACCUCACUUCUGGGUUGCAAUUUCUAUGGUCUUCUUUGUUGCUGCUACAGUCUUCACUAUUCUGAAGUUAUGUGGUGAUGUAGGUGCUCUUGGCUGGUGGGACUUGUUUAUAAAUUUUGGUAUUGCUGAGAGCUUUGCUUUUCUUGUCUGUACAAAGUGGUCUAAUCCAGUAAUUCAUAGAAACUCUCCUGCAAGAGAAGCUGGUCCAUCUACCACAACAUUCAGAUAUCUUGACUGGAACGGUGGAUUAGUAGUUACUCCAGAGGAAGAUCAGCAGCAGGAUACAAUCUGUGGUCUGCAAGACAUCGGUGGUCACAUUAUGAAAAUUCCAAUAAUUGGUUUUCAAGUCCUCCUCUGCAUGCGUUUAGAGGGAACACCUGCUGGUGCUAGACAUAUACCACUUCCAAUUUUGUUCUCUCCUCUUUUCCUAUUGCAUGGUGCUGGUGUUCUAUUUUCUGCAUCAAGGUUAAUAGAGAAAAUUGUACUUUUACUACGGAGUGGGGCUGGCACAGGAUUAUACUUCAGAUUUUCAUCAAGAGCGCAUGAUUGCUUGGGAUUCUUGCACCAUGGCUCUAGGUUAUUGGGUUGGUGGUCAAUUGAUGAAGGAAGUAGAGAGGAACAGGCCCGACUUUACCAUGAUGGGGCUUCUGGGUAUAAUACCUUCUCUGGUUAUCCACCUGAGAUAGUUAAGAAAAUGCCUAAAAAGGAUUUAGCUGAGGAGGUAUGGAGGCUUCAGGCAGCUCUUGGUGAGCAAACAGAAAUAACAAAAUUUAGCCAGCAGGAGUAUGAAAGACUUCAAAAUGAGAAAGUCUUAUGUAGGGUUUGCUUUGAGAGAGAAAUUAGUGUGGUUUUGCUCCCCUGUAGGCAUCGUAUUCUUUGCAGUACCUGCUGCGAGAAGUGUAGGAAAUGCCCAAUCUGUCGUGUCUGCAUUGAGGAACGUUUACCUGUAUAUGAUGUUUAACUUCUAACUUGGCAACUUUGCUGUAUAAAUGGGAGUGUGCGGUGAAGAUCAAAUAACUUUAGACAGGUCAGAUGUUUUUAUAAAGUUUUCACAGUGGAGGGUGUUGCCUGUUUGAAAUGACAUAAGCUAGUAUAGAAAUAUAGGAAUGCACAUGCUAUAAUUACAACAAGAUUUUCCCCCUUAUUCUUUUAACUUUAGAAAAUGUAAAUAUAAUUUCAUCAUAGAAAUGAUCUUGUGACAUGGGCUUGUAAGAUUUUGCUUGCUUGUUAGCUGGCAUUGAUAGUACAGAAUGACAUGUUUCAAUCCUUUUUUUCUUUUAUUUUAAAA